Molecule: messenger RNA, 1208 nt
Organism: Eutrema salsugineum
Lineage: Eukaryota; Viridiplantae; Streptophyta; Magnoliopsida; Brassicales; Brassicaceae
Product: ankyrin repeat and SAM domain-containing protein 6
Exons: 6
Coding region: 333-953 (206 amino acids)
Molecular function (GO): protein binding
Source: RefSeq, a predicted model, not a curated record
CUUUAUUUUGGAUCCGACCCGACGGACCCAAGAUGACCCGGUACUUGAUUGGAUGAUAAUUUUCCGAAUUCUCUUAACGUAGAUCCCCGUCGUGAACCAAAACCUGUCGAGUUUUUACAUUAAUGGAUUGUUUCUGUGCAAGAGCUCUUUUCUUCUCUGUGAUUUCUGGAUAGAUUCUAGGGUUUAUAUUUGGGUCUCUUUGAAACCCGGGAGCUUGCUAAUUAAUCAGACGACUACUUCGCUUCGCUUUCUCUUUGGGUGUUUUUUGUUGUGGGUUUUCCUGAUUUAGGGUUAGGAUCAAUUUCUGUAUUUUUCUUCCAAGAAAAAUAAAGAUGUACGCUGAUAGAUUGGAAUCUGAGUCGGGAAGGAGGAAAAUGAUAAAGGAUCGUAUCAAUGGCGGUUCUGGCGAUAUCUCUACUCGCGUGCGACAAGUGACUGGGAAGAGGCAAAGGCAGGACGACAAAUGGGAGCAUGAUCUUUUCGAUGAUGACAAACCUCAACUUUCAAAUCGCAGAGUUGAUCCUAAAGAUCUUCGCCUGAAACUCCAGAAGAGACAUCAUGGCUCUCAAAGUGGGCGAGAAGCUGGUUCAGGCGUGCGGGAUUUACGAGAAAAGCUCUCUGGGACAAUGAAUCCGCAACCGAAAAACAGUGACCCGCCAAAAUCUAAAGUGGAGGCUGCUAGACCAAGUAUGAAGAGCGUAGCGACUGAAACUGCAACAGAGACUAGAAAAACUUCCAAUCCAGCUACCAGGAAGAAAUCACAGCAGGCUGGUGCAUCGGUUGAUAGCUUUCUGGAAUCAUUGGGUCUCGAGAAAUAUUCGACUGCUUUUCAAGUAGAAGAAGUUGAUAUGGAUGCUCUCAUGCAUAUGACAGAUGAUGACCUCAAGGCUAUGCUCAUACCAAUGGGCCCGAGGAAGAAGAUACUUCUUGCUUUGGGAUCUAAACGCGAAUAGUUUAGUGUCUUUUUCAUGAUGGCUUCAUGAACGGCCUCCGGAAGUCGUUACAUUAAGAUGUUGUCGAAAUGACUCCGGAUUUGGCUUACUUUUUCUCGUAUUUUUUUGUUACUAUAUCUGCCCAUUUCAAGAGCUUAGAGUUUUGGGGGUCGACAUCUGUAAUCUUAAACAUAGUGAGACAAACACUGCCGUUUGCACCACUUUUUAUGUGAGUUUAGACCACAAUGAAGAUGCUUAAGGAAACUAAAUAAUUAA